AAUUCUAAAUCAUUCACAGCAUUAGGUUCAGUCCACUGCGCCAUCAAAAAUCACACUUGAAAACCUUUGACCAGUGCAGUUUGACAAAUAUUGCUAUUACGAGAAGACGUAAAAAUAAACCUAAAUGCAACUGAAAGCCGAGCCAAUGAUUCAGCAUUUUAUCGUCCACAGGGCGAAUCGAUUCCUCUCAUCUUAAGUUUCUACGCACCACACCGACUGCAUCAGAGAGCUCGGCUGAGAUGAAUUGCCUACAGUCUGCAGUUCAGUUACAGGAUACUGCUUAAAAAACAGUACAAACGUACAUUUUAGUACACGCAAGCCUGUAUUUAACAGGAUCAGGUGUAUUGUAACGAUGUGCUUUUAUCUGUUUUUUGCUGUGCUAUGUCUGUCCGCAGCGGUGCGUUCGCUGGGCCGAACUGCGGCUGGCGGGCCCCCGGCUCAGCCGUGCCAGUCACCGGUGCAAUGGGAAGGCAGGACGGUGGUGUAUGACCACAGCACAGGGAGGAACAGCCGGGCCUUGGUGUCGUAUGAUGGACAGAACCAGCGCAUUAGGGUCUUGGAUGAGAAGAAAGGACAUAUACCUUGUAAGAAGUUCUUUGAAUACAUCUACCUGUACCAGAGCUCAGUGCUGUUCCAGAUUGAGCAGGUCACCAAGCUGUGUUCCAAGAUUACUCUGACAGAGCCGUGGGACGCCUACGAUAUUCCCGACAACUCCACUUAUGAAGACCAGUAUUUCAUUGGGGGGCCUGGUGACAAGAUAGAGGUGCAGGAAUGGUCUGACAGAAAACCUGCCCGCAAAAAUGAAGCUUGGGUUGGAGUUUACACAGUCCAGGACUGUUACCCGGUGCAGGAAACGUACACGAGAAACUACAGCGUGACAACCUCCACCCGCUUCUUUGAUCUGCAGCUUGGGAUCAGUGACCCAGCUGUGUUCACUCCACCCAGCACCUGCCAGACUGCCCGCGCCGAGAGGAUGAGCCAGGACUGCUGAGCCCGGUGGACUUCUGGGCUAUCCACGUCAUCACCGACACGCACUGCAGAAAGAAAAAUAACAAUCUGAGCAAACAGGACCUGCAGUCAUCCACCGCUGACACGUGAACUGACUUUGGAAACCGCUUAACCCGCUUAAAGAUUUUCAUCUGAGGUUAGGGCUGUUGAGAGAAAGCAACAGACUCCAUACUAAUUGUAUUUCGGGAAAAAUGAAAGGCAAAACCUUUCAAUUUAACUGCAGGCAGACUUUCAUAAUAUGUGUGCUGCUACAGUAGUGUUAGAAACCUUUAAAUAUGCUGCUCAGAAAAAAAAAUGUUAUUUAUUAUUAAUCAAUGAAUGCAUCAGGGGAAUAUUUUGGGAACUGACAAAGCAUAAGAAUUUAUUAAGUUUGUGAUUUGUUUUACUCUUUGAGAAAAAACAUGAACUAAGCUAGAAUUAUGUCCUGUGGAGUUUUUGCAGACCACUAGUUACAAAGCUAUUUUGUUUACAUAUUAAAUAGAAGAAACUAGACAGGAUUAAAAAAUAUAUUGGAAACAUAAGACCACAACUUCUUUGGAAGGUAUGUGGUGCUUUAUAUACAUAGAGUUGUACAGUAGGUCAUUUAAAAAAAAAACAUUCAGGAAAUAAAAAGCAAAUAAAAGUGUUCAUUAAAGGGCAUUAAGUCAUGUGGUUGCAGGUCAUUUUCUGUUUGCUUAGAGACCUGUGGUGGUAGACAUUGUUGGGCACUUAGAAACAGUGACUGAGACAAACCUGUCUCAAAAGUAGAAAUUAAUAUUGUGUUGCACUUCUCUUAUAUGGCCACAUUAGUGUCACUUAAGAGAAACUGCUGUAGGUGAUGCAGUGAUGAAGAAUUGUAGUAAACACCUGGGAAGUAAAGUUACCUAGUUUUGUAACAUUGAUUAAAAGUGAAGCAUUGUAAUAUGACACAUAAUGUUUAAAUCUAAUGCUUCAGAGACAUAAAAUGCAGAUCUGAUGUUACGGAACUACAGUAGAUGCAGAUGCUACAACUUGCUUUAAAGUGUUAAAAAUUAAAGUUUUUUUAACUUUUCUGUAGUCUGCCUCACUCCAGUGAAAAUAAAAUUAAGUGCACUGUAUGUUUGCAUUAUUUGCA
Messenger RNA from Lepisosteus oculatus (spotted gar), 2101 nucleotides. It is a transcript of the gene epdr1, whose product is annotated as ependymin related 1. NCBI's taxonomy places the organism in Eukaryota, Metazoa, Chordata, Actinopteri, Semionotiformes, Lepisosteidae. The record is from RefSeq and is a predicted model, not a curated record. Gene Ontology annotation, molecular function: calcium ion binding. Gene Ontology annotation, biological process: cell-matrix adhesion. Gene Ontology annotation, cellular component: extracellular region; lysosome.